Molecule: messenger RNA, 2603 nt
Organism: Zerene cesonia (dogface butterfly)
Lineage: Eukaryota; Metazoa; Arthropoda; Insecta; Lepidoptera; Pieridae
Gene: Fatp
Product: long-chain fatty acid transport protein 4-like
Exons: 14
Coding region: 252-2354 (700 amino acids)
Biological process (GO): triglyceride homeostasis
Cellular component (GO): endoplasmic reticulum
Molecular function (GO): long-chain fatty acid transmembrane transporter activity; long-chain fatty acid-CoA ligase activity
Source: RefSeq, a predicted model, not a curated record
CACCCCACCGGGCGCUGCUUUCCGCUUCUGAGUUCUGACAUUCAAAUAGUAUCAAGCACGCGUGCGCGCUGGUGGCGUUAACGUUCUAAUUUACGAUAAGUUUCGAUUAUAAAGUUCGUGUUUAAUUACAUACAUGGGAGACUGUAUCGACUACAUGAAAAUCAAAAUGUAUGAUGAAUAGAAGAUAUUGAUGACAAGUCACGUUGGUUGUUAACGAUUUUUAUUGAGACUGCUGUGUGAAGCUCUUAACGAUGUCAAAUGUCGAGGUGAACGUUGACAAUAACAUGAAUAAGACUGAUGUUAAAAAUAAUAAGCUGGACAUUGGAUAUCCCAGCAGGGACGUGGAGAAAGGAAGUCGUGAGAUAAGUGGUGUUCAAAUACCGUGGAAGAGCGUCAUCAUAAUGGUUUUAGCGUUAGCUGUACUAGUCGCCGCGUGCGCAGUGGCUUGGGUGCUUCAAGGAUGGCAAACAACUCUAAUCGUGAUUGCUGUGGUGGUUCCAGUGUAUAUAUUAAUUUAUUAUUGGAGAUUCCUUUAUGUCGUUGUGAAAACUGCGCCAAGGGAUAUUUCGGCAUUAUACUGUUACAUAAAGAUAUUGCGUCUCGCAAACAAAUUCACAAAAACCGACUGGUCCAUGCCGGAUAUCUUCCACGAUGUUGUUAAACGUCAUCCAAACAAAGCUUGCUUUUUAUUUGAAGACGAGAUAUGGACCUUCCAGCAGGUGGAAGAUUUCAGUCUGCGCGUAUCAGCAGCAUUAAAAGCACAAGGGAUUAAACGUGGUGACACGGUGGCCGUUAUGGCCAGUAAUUAUCCCGAAAUGCCGGCAAUGUGGCUCGGCAUCACCCGCAUCGGGGGAAUAGCACCUCUGAUUAACACAAAUCAAACUGGAAACACACUACUGCACUCGAUCAAUAUAGCGAAGUGUGAUGCUUUUAUUUAUGGAAGUGAAUUUGAAUCCGUUGUCAACGAAGUAAGAAAAGAACUGAACCCAUCAUUAAGGCUUUUUAAGUUCACACGUCGGCCGUUAAACACAUCGAACGACAGUGUGAAAGUUGCAGAGUCGGCGAGCGACUUGACGCAUAUGCUCGAAACAACUGCACCGGCUCCAUGGAGUCUUUCUGAAGGUGAAGGCUUCAAUGGAAGGCUGCUUUAUAUUUACACUUCUGGUACGACAGGUCUGCCGAAAGCCGCUGUCAUUUCGCCUUCAAGAAUGUGCUUCAUGGCAUCAGGUGUUCACUAUUUGGGAAGCUUAAGAAAAACCGAUGUUAUUUACUGUCCAAUGCCUUUGUAUCAUUCUGCGGGCGGCGUGAUCACAAUGGGCCAGGCAUUCAUCUUCGGCUGCACUGUUGCUCUACGUACCAAGUUCUCCGCGUCAUCCUACUUCCCAGAUUGCAUCAAAUAUAAAGCGACAGCUGCUCACUACAUCGGUGAAAUGUGUCGUUAUAUCCUUGCUACUCCUCCUGCGGCAACAGAUAGACAGCAUACUGUGCGCACUGUCUAUGGAAACGGAAUGAGACCAACGGUUUGGAAUGACUUUGUUGAACGAUUUGGAAUUAAGAAGGUUGUCGAAUUUUACGGCGCUACUGAAGGAAAUGCAAAUAUAGUUAAUAUCGACAACAAGCCAGGCGCUAUUGGUUUCAUAUCACGAAUUAUUCCUGCAGUUUAUCCCAUAGCUAUUAUAAAAGUAGACGAAGAAACUGGGGAACCUAUUAGGGAUUCUAAAGGCUUAUGUCAGUUGGCAAAACCAAACGAACCAGGAGUAUUCAUAGGGAAAAUAAAACCAAACAAUCCAUCAAGAGCAUUUUUGGGCUACGUCGACAAGGAAGCUUCUGAAAAGAAGAUUGUUAGAGACGUACUCAGUCACGGCGAUUCUGCAUUUAUAUCUGGUGAUAUCCUAAUAUCAGACGAGUUCGGCUACCUCUACUUCAAGGAUCGUACCGGGGACACUUUCCGCUGGCGAGGCGAGAACGUGAGUACCACAGAAGUGGAGGCUGCAAUAUCCAGGGUUGCUGAUCAGCGAGACGCCGUAGUGUUUGGUGUUGAGAUUCCCAACAAUGAGGGGAGAGCGGGUAUGUGUGGUAUCGUGGAUGCUGAUGGAACUUUAGAUUUGGAUAAGCUAUUAAAAGACAUGUCAAAGGACUUGCCGAAAUAUGCUAGACCCAUAAUCCUACGGAUAAUGAAAACCAUGGAUAUGACUGCGACAUUUAAAAUAAGGAAAGUGGACUUACAAAAGGAGGGAUACAAUCCAUCAAUACUAAAAGACAAGCUUUACUAUUUAGAUCCAAAGUUGAAUAAAUAUGUUAGCCUUGGACCCGAAGAAUAUGAAAAAAUAAUGUCCGGACAAAUAAGACUGUGAUUAUUAAUUUAUUUAAUGAAUGCAAUGUGAUGCCUUUACCGUGUAUUUAGAUAAACUUUGUAAUGUACACUUAAUUAAGUUCAAACGUAUAAUAUGGCCUCUGAGUGUAAUUACCUACCUACUCUUUAUAAUUUUGCAUUUGAAAUUAUAUACCUAUUACAUUUUAUAGCUGAAUUUUAUAACAAACUAGCGGUAGUUUCGCCACCAGAUGGCUAUAUGUGAAAAAUUAUUCCCGCUUUUCUGUUGAAA